This is a messenger RNA of Papaver somniferum (opium poppy), 1379 nucleotides long. Its product is annotated as protein RAE1-like. The transcript has 11 exons. Gene Ontology annotation, molecular function: ubiquitin binding; RNA binding. The record is from RefSeq and is a predicted model, not a curated record. Bases 86 to 1144 code for a protein of 352 amino acids. Gene Ontology annotation, biological process: RNA export from nucleus; transcription-dependent tethering of RNA polymerase II gene DNA at nuclear periphery. Lineage: Eukaryota; Viridiplantae; Streptophyta; Magnoliopsida; Ranunculales; Papaveraceae. Gene Ontology annotation, cellular component: nuclear pore.
CACACCUUCGAAGUUAGGGUUACCCCAUAGGCGGCAGGAAGAGAAGAUCGAUCGCUUUGUUUGUUUUUAGGAUUUUGUUACGAGGAUGGAAACAAGUUCAAUGAGUGAAGGACUUGCCAAUCCAAACCCUAAUAACUCGUUUGAGGUUGUUCAACCACCCGAUGAUUAUAUAUCUAGUCUUUGUUUUAGUCCUAAUUUCAAGCGUCUUGCUGCAACUUCUUGGGAUAAAACGGUCAAGUGUUGGCAAAUAGGAUUGAGUUGGGGAAAAUCAGGACCUGAAACAGCAACAAGUCGGUUGGUGAAAUCAAUAGAUAACGACCAGCCGGUUUUGUGUUCCGCUUGGAUCGACGAUGGCGAUACUAUUUUCUGGGGAGGGUGUGAUAAACAGGUGAAGAUGUGGUCAUACAAGUCUAAUGAAUCUGCCACUGUUGGGGAGCACGAUGAACCUGUUAAAGAAAUUGCUUGGAUACCAGAUACGAAACUUUUGGCUACAGGAAGCUGGGAUAAGACUCUCAGGUACUGGGAUCUUAGGCAGCCGACUGCGGUCCUUACACAACAGCUCCCAGAACGUUGUUACGCCCUAUCUGUAAAUUAUCCUUUGAUGGUUGUUGGAACAGCUGAUGAAAAUUUGAUUGUUUUUGACCUGACUAAACCUCAGGUGGAGUAUAAGAGAAUGCAGUCGCCCUUGAUGUGUCAAACUAGAUGUGUUGCUUUGUUUCCAGAUAACAAAGGUUUUCUGGUUGGCUCGAUUGAGGGCAGAGUUGGUGUCUAUCAUCUGGAUGAUUCUCAGCAAGAGAAACACUUCAGCUUCGAUUGCCACCGAGAGGGGGAGAAGGUGUACUCAGUCAACUCGUUGAAUUUUCAUCCUGUUUAUCACACUUUCGCAUCAGCUGGAUCAGAUGGUGCCUUUAAUUUUUGGGACAAGGAUAGCAAACUGAGACUUAAGGCCAUGUCUAGGUGCAACAAUCCUAUUACUUGCAGCGCAUUCACCAGUGACGGCCUUAUAUAUGCUUAUGCGGUGUGCUAUGACUGGAGCAAGAAUGCGAAAAAUCGUAAAACUUCAAAGCCGAGAAUUUUCCUCCACCUACCACGGGAAUCUGAGGUGAAAGGAAAACCACCACGUGCUGGGAAAGGUAGAAAGUGAAGCUACUGCUUGCUGAGGUACAUGUGGUUGGUCAUGAAUGUCAAUUGUGGGAAAUCAAAACUGCCCUCUGGUGUUGUUGAUUAUUUGUAAAUGUUUUCACCAAAAAUUGGAAAGCCUGGUGUCUUGGUUGGCAAAAAUCGGUCUCUCUUUACUUUUUUCUUAGCUUUAUGAACCAAAUGGCGUUCUUCUCGUCUACUUUCAAAAGUUUACUUUCUGGCAGCAGUUUCUUUCUUUA